Molecule: messenger RNA, 1147 nt
Organism: Trematosphaeria pertusa
Lineage: Eukaryota; Fungi; Ascomycota; Dothideomycetes; Pleosporales; Trematosphaeriaceae
Exons: 1
Coding region: 186-950 (254 amino acids)
Source: RefSeq, a predicted model, not a curated record
CGACCGGGCAUCGACACGCUCUACAACCUCACUACUCCGGCACCUACAACUCGUAUCACGAAAGCGAACACUCCGCCGUCGCAGCCUAGCAUUGAUAGAAAUCCGCGGGAUACGAAGCCGACCGCGUAAGCCGUGAAGGACCUACAGAGACCAAGGGCGUAGAGAAGCACUCAUUGUUCCGAGGAAUGAUGAGCCUCUCUUACCCUGUCUUACUUGACUUCAUGCCGGAUGUCGCUGUAUGGCUGAUUGCUGUAGUUUCGAGCCACCACAAUACCCAGCAAAAGGCGCAAGGCAGAACUCACCAGCGCCCGCUCCGUCUUCAACGCGCGCUCAUGCCAAGCGGCGUGUUCGAGACCGCGAUGCUCUCUCAGCGUCGCUGUCUUUCCAAGGCUCCCUCGGCCCACAGCUUCCGGCUCGUCGUCGCGGCUGCAUCGUACAAAUCCAUGAAACGAUAUUCUUUCCGGCCGUCUGCACCUAUCACUCGAAACAAGCUUUCCGCGCCGCCAUGUGUUGAGGCACGGAGCGACAAGAUGUUGGAGACGAAGAGGAUGUACCCGCUCUCGGCUCUGCCCCUGGCUCCAAAAAUAUGCAGGCACUUGGCGCCCCGGCGCUUGCUCGCCCGCCGCCCAAUCGGAGCCGCCUCAGGGCUCGUCCCGCUGCACUGUGAUCGCUGCUCCACCACUCCCCUCAACACCAUACGCGCCCACAUCUCAUCCUUCUCACCAAUAGCGACGCCACAUGCCACCAAGCCCUCUGCUUUCAAGCCCAUUGCCAAAAUUAAGCAUGUAGAGUGCCGGCAGCCAACCUGGUCCAUCACACGCCGUACGAUGGCUAACCGCCCAGGAUCCCAUCCGCCGCGGGGUCUGGAUAAACAUGGCGCAAAUAUAGAGGUGAGCCAGCGCUCCGCUGAUUGCAGUCUGACCUACCUGUCUCUGUACGAUACGAGUUGAUCUCUGCGCACACAUAACACGCGAUUGUGGUGCGCCGUCGUACCACCCCAAACUCCAUCUGAAUCCCUUCGCUGCAUUUCAGGCCGCCAUCAUGGGAAGGAACAUCUUACUGCAUUGCCUUCUGUCACUCCUUGUCCUCGCACACGACGUUCUUGCUCAGAGUGCGACGACUACUACCGCGUCAUCGGACACGGCAG